GAUCAGAAGACUUUUCGGAAUAUCGAUUUAUGGUAUGUCAAUUUUUCACAGCCAAAAGAUGAUAAUUCAUCUGUUGAUGUUGCAAUGCACAUUGCACAUCGUUCUUUUAUUCAUCCUACAUAAAACCAGCUCUUUCCUAGAUGCCAAACACUUCUGGUCACAUCAACCAGAAAUAAAUCAAAGAAAAACAUCGAAACAAAAUAUCGCAUAACAUCGAACGGUCACCCACACAAACGAACGAACAAUAUUGACGUUCCGAUACACGUAGCAAGUGUGCACAACAACAAAAUCACAUGCUUGGUGUAUGUAACAACGAUAUCAGCAUACAAACAAAGGCGAACCAACCUCUUUUACGGAGUUCUGAAUCUGUGAGAGUUCGUUGUGUUUUGUUGUAGCUUGAGCGUUUCAGUAGAGAACAAGUUUUACUUGCGAAACGUUCGUAAUAAUAAAAAGGAAGAGUGUGCAGUAAACGCAGUCCAAACAUCGUGUAGUUCGUCACAUAGCAAUGAUAUGAAGGAAGCAAAUAAUUGGAGAGAAUAAAGUUUAGAUAUAGACUAUUUAUCUGAGUCACAAAUUAAAAGACUGAAUUUGGCGAAAAAGUUUUAAGCAAGCGAUACAGAGGCUCAAUUGACGACGACGAAAAAUGUCGAAACAAAAAAAUGUGAAAAAUUUGAUUAUGAACGUUUUACCUGACAAUCGGCCAAUUACAUCGCUGCAGAUUGUCGAGGAUCAUGAAAAAUGUCCAAAAAACUUUGUGUCAGUUAAUCGAACGCAUGACCAGGAUUCUGAUGCAGAUCUAUGGCGUGAGACGAAUAUUUUUGGAAAACGAACAACACGAUACUUGUGCCUGUCAAAGUGUGAAGGUCUUCCGGAAUACAUUGUGGAAACGUUGAAAGUUUGCGGUGAACGUGAGUUACCCGGCGAAGGUUUUUCGAUACUAACUCGAACCGCCGACACAGAACACAAAGCAUGGCGAAAGAAGCAGAUUUGCUAUCGAUUGGCCAAGCGAGGAUCAGUCAGAGAGGCAGUUACAGAUGUGAUAUUGUGCUCAAAAACCAAAUCGGCACCCGAUGGUUUUUUGCUGGCCGGUGAAAUAAAUGGAGUGACGGUGUGUUUCAAAAGUGGACCGAUCCCACAUCGGCCACCACCAUCAAUACCAGCCGAUCAUAAUUCGGCCAUUAACGAGCUCGAAAAUAAUCUCUACUAUAUGAACAUUCGCAACGGAUCGAAUGCAACCAAUUUAAAUGACAAUGGAAAAGCUGUCAACAAUAACGAUUAUGAACUGAUUCGAACGUCAUACCGAUUGGAUCCGACACCGCCACCACGACCAGCUCCACGACCACCAUCGCAUCUGGCGCAUCCAACAGAUUCAUUCAAUAAGUAUCCGACCGGCACUCUUGGAACUCACACCGAAAUGGAUGGAGUCCCUUUUGUUUUGAAUUCGGCUUUAUCUAGAAAUCCAGCUGCUGAUAUCGAUUUGUCGAAAUUCGACUUCACCAAAAAGGUCAACGCGGCAUUGGAAUAUAGUUUCCAUUUGGAGCGAGAGAUUUUGUGUACAACCAAAACCCCGAAUUCGACUAAUCCAUUUUUUGCGGCUCAAUAAAUUGGAUAGGUGCCACGUAAUAACAUCGAAAUUAUUGAUUUUUUUGUAUUCUGUUCUCUUUUCGCCAAUUGGAUUAAUUCAUUCAUGACAAUUGUCAUGCAAAUUCGUUAUUGUAAUCUUAAAGAAUUGUCAAAGUAAUCAGUGUUCAGCAAAUUGUAUGCGAUGGUUCCGCUUCGGCGCCAUGAAACGUGUAACGUGCGAAACACGGUUCAAAAAAUACAUCCAGCGUAUAAUUUAAUCGAAAUUGAUAUGGAGUUUUAGUUGCGUGUUAUUGAGCUUAUUCUCACAUGAAAUUCGGUUGCUAUGAAGCUCGAAAAGUGUUGGAUUGUUGGAAAUCAUUGUUGUUUUCUAUUGGAAGGAAUUGUUGGGAAUGUGUAUUAGUUGCGUUGCAAAUCUAUAUAAAUAUGUAUGUAUAUUAUCUCUCGUCGAAUUUUACUAUUAAAAAUACAUCGGUCGGACAUUCAUUGCGGAGAAUAUUUCAAUUUUACCAAAAUACCAUAUCGAAUAGACGAAUUACAAAUUCACCGAAAUCGAUAAACUUAUACACGAAAAUGACACACUUUUUUGAUAACACGGCCAAAAUCAAAAGCAAACACACUCUAACCAUUUAUGAACAUUUUCCAAUAUUUAGCAGCAAAUAGAGAAGAAGCGAAAAAAAUGCAGUACUUAAAAAUAAAAGAAAAAGUACGUUUUGAUUAUAUUCACUGUAUGAGUAUUAAGAUUUUUUAGACAAAUUUAGUCAUUUUUUCGGUUACUUUUAUUGUAUACACCUUUAACAUAGUGAUAAAAUGAAAUAAACGAUAUACAGCUAUA
Messenger RNA from Sitodiplosis mosellana (orange wheat blossom midge), 2416 nucleotides. It is a transcript of the gene Mvb12, whose product is annotated as multivesicular body subunit 12B. Bases 644 to 1603 code for a protein of 319 amino acids. NCBI's taxonomy places the organism in Eukaryota, Metazoa, Arthropoda, Insecta, Diptera, Cecidomyiidae. Gene Ontology annotation, biological process: virus maturation; regulation of epidermal growth factor receptor signaling pathway; viral budding. The transcript is spliced from 6 exons. Gene Ontology annotation, cellular component: cytosol; ESCRT I complex. The record is from RefSeq and is a predicted model, not a curated record.